CCGGCCGAUGGCUGCCGUUUGCCCCUCCCCUCCCCGGCCCCUUCCCCUUCCCUUCCCCGGCCGCCGCCGCCGCUCCGCGCCCCCUCGGCGGGCACCGCACGAGAGACAUAUGGCACACAAAGAACAGGUUUAAAUGCUGUUACGGUCGAUGUAUAGCAGCUCAGAAGGAAAGCAGAAGUAGCUCCUGGCAGUUCCCUGUAUUGAGUGCAUCUGCUUAAUUGCUGGAAAUAUUUUGAAGCAUCAACCAUGAGCUUGCUGCUAACCUUGCUCCUGUCUGGAAUAGUCGCCUGUUGUGGUCACCCGGGUGAUUCAGUGCCUAGGUUACUCUUAGUGUCCUUUGAUGGCUUCAGGGCUGAUUACUUGGAAACCUAUCAUCUUCCUCAUCUUCAGGAGUUCAUUGAAGAUGGUGUGCUUGUAAAACAAGUUACAAAUGCUUUUAUCACCAAGACUUUCCCAAACCAUUACAGCAUAGUGACAGGUUUAUAUGAAGAAAGCCACGGCAUCGUGGCUAAUGACAUGUAUGAUGCGGAUACCAAGAAAACGUUCUCGCAGUUCAAUGAUUCAGAUCCCUUCUGGUGGAAUGAGGCGGUUCCAAUUUGGGUAACAAAUCAGCAGCAGGGAAAUGGGACGAGUGCUGCUGCAAUGUGGCCUGGUACUGAUGUAAAAAUUAACAAUGCGACCCCCCACUUCUUUAUGAAGUACAAUUUUUCAGUAAAGUUUCAGGAGAGAGUGGAGAAAAUUGUUACGUGGCUGAACAGCUCUGAUCCAGUAGUCAAUUUUGCUACGUUAUACUGGGAAGAACCAGAUGUGAGCGGGCACAAGUAUGGACCGAACGAUACUGAGAACAUGCGCAAAGUGUUAGAAAAAGUGGAUAAUCAUGUUGGUUACCUUAAGAGUAAGCUGAAGGCCUCAGGUUUAUGGGACUCAAUUAAUGUCAUCAUAACGAGUGAUCAUGGGAUGGCCACAUGUUCUCCAAAGAAGCUGAUUGUCCUGGAUGGCUGUAUUGAUCGCAGUAACUAUGUUCUCAUCGACAAGAGUCCAGUUGCUGCAGUGCUGCCAAAAAAGAAUAAAAAAUACGUAUACAACUUACUGAAAAAAUGCGGCAAUCAUAUGAAAGUAUAUCUCAAGGAGGAGAUUCCAGAACGAUUUCAUUAUCGGCAUAAUAAGAGAAUUCAACCCAUAAUUCUGGUUGCAGAUGAAGGCUGGACAAUUGUGCAAAAUGAGUCUCUGUUAAAAUUAGGUGACCAUGGCUAUGACAACGCUCUCCCAAGCAUGCAUCCAUUCCUGGCUGCUCGAGGGCCUGCUUUUCAUCGGGGCUACAAGCAGAGCACAAUAAACAACGUUGAUAUUUACCCAAUGAUGUGCCACAUCCUCGGACUGACCCCGCAGCCGCACAAUGGCACUUUCAGUAACACCAAGUGCUUGCUCACUGACCAGUGGUGCAUAAAUCUCCCCGAAGCUAUUGGGAUAGUUAUUGGGGUUCUUAUGGUACUGACUACUUUCACCUGCAUUAUAAUAAUCUCAAAGAACAGAGUAGCUCCUCCACGUCCAUUUUCCCGACUUCAGUUACAAUCUGACGAUGAUGAUCCUUUAAUUGGAUAGCAUGCAGAGAGCUGAGCCUAGCUUGCUAAACAGUGGUUUCAGCAGGCAAGUUCAAGAUUGCACUGGACGGCAUUCUUUGAUGCACUUUAAUGGUAUCUGUGUAAAAUACUGUACAGCCAGAACCUGUUAACUUGUUUGUGUGUGUUACUUGACUAGUAAAAAAUAUUUUCAGAAAGAAAUACUGAACAGGGUUGCUUUUUGCUGGAAGAGAUGAUUUAAGAAAAUAAAGAUGUUUAAUUUUUCAUUCAAGACUUUGAAUGCUUCUAAAAUGAAAUUCCAGAAUGAAAUUCCAGACUGUGAACUAGCAAGGAUAGACAAAAUGAAUUUUAACGUUUGUAAGUGAUAAAUAUUUUUGGUAUUAAAUUUAAAUUAAUGUUGA
Messenger RNA from Anas platyrhynchos (mallard), 1981 nucleotides. It is a transcript of the gene ENPP4, whose product is annotated as ectonucleotide pyrophosphatase/phosphodiesterase 4. The record is from RefSeq and is a predicted model, not a curated record. Lineage: Eukaryota; Metazoa; Chordata; Aves; Anseriformes; Anatidae.